AUGUCGGCCAAAGAUGACAAUGUCGUGCAGCAGCAGUCCAACUCUUUCUAUGCCGCCAUUGCUCGCACCGCAGCCCGCAGCUUGGCUCUGUACUUCUCUAGACCUGUAAGACUCUUCCGCCCGUCUAAAGUCAGCGGAUGGCAUUCGUUACGAGGACUCGCGGAUAGCCAUGGACAAUCGCUGUCGCCCCAGUACAUCUCAUGGCUCGUAAAGGAACAUGGUUGGUCUGUGAUUCCCAAGCAUUUUGUGCCUCCCAUGCUCGUCAAUGGGCUUCUCGGGGUUGUCUUAUGGUCUACAUACUCCGAAGUGUCCAGCUGCCUCGAGCCCCACCUCGCCUCCCAUCCGACCACCCUCGCAGCGCUCUCAGGAGCCUGCGCAGGAGGCGCGCAAGCCCUUGUCGCCGCGCCCGCUGAGAACAUGCGUUUCGCGCUCGAGGGCACAUCCCGGGCGACUGGUUGGAGCGACGCAUGGAAGGAGGUCUUCCUCAUCACAAAACCCACGACCCCGAUGACGCCUUCUGAGCAAUUGCGGGAGGCGCGCCAGGUGCGCGACUGGAUGCGAGAGGUUGGCGAGAUGGCUGGCCGUGGCUGGGAAGGCUGGGGCUGGGGCUGUGCGAAGGACAUCUGCGGUUUUGCCGCCUUCUUCGCCAUAUUCGACGUGACGCGCCGGUGUGCGAUCGAGGCGAAGGCCACGUCGCAAGCCCUGCUCGACCGUGCACCCCAGGUCGUGGUGGGCUCCGAGUCUGAGUCCGACAAUCGCGUUCACUCCGUCCGCAGACAUACUCCGCGCGUCGUGCACGCCGCCACGCUCGUCACAGGUGGCGCGAUCGCGGGACUAUCGUACGAGAUUCUCAGCCGCCCCUGGGACGCGAUGCGCCGAGCGGUCCACCACGACCGGCUCGCGCCCGUGCAACACCAGCGUUCGAUCGCGGGCAUCAUCCUGCACAAAGCCCGCGAAGACGGCGUGCUGUCGUUCUUUACGAGCCCCGCGCACGCUCACCACGACCCUUCGCCUUCGCGGAUGCGCCGGCGUCUGAAUACUGCCUUGCGAACCUUGGGGCGUGUGGGCCCUUGGGGCGUCGGGUUUCUCGCGUGGGAAGCCUUUGGACCGGGUCUAUCGUAGCGUCCGUUAGAGGGAGCCGCAUUGCCUGCGCACGCCCCGUGUUGGACAUUCAUGUAUGUGAAUGGAAGUCAGAAGGCCACAGAUGAUCAUACGCAGCCGUUGCAGCCCCAGACUCAACAUUCAAUGGAAG
This is a messenger RNA of Dichomitus squalens LYAD-421 SS1, 1252 nucleotides long. RefSeq lists its product as uncharacterized. The transcript has 4 exons. Gene Ontology annotation, molecular function: L-ornithine transmembrane transporter activity. Gene Ontology annotation, biological process: mitochondrial L-ornithine transmembrane transport. The coding region runs from base 1 to 1122 and encodes 373 amino acids. The record is from RefSeq and is a predicted model, not a curated record. Lineage: Eukaryota; Fungi; Basidiomycota; Agaricomycetes; Polyporales; Polyporaceae.